UACGCCUGUGGCUUGGGCAGGGGAGAGCCUUUACUUGAGUUUACGAAAAAGCCUUGGCCCAGAAGCGGAAGCAUAUCUGCCGCUCUCUCUGUCUAAUCUUUCUUCCCAUUCCCAAAUUGCUGGUUCAGUUGAAUUGGAGUGCGUGGGGGCUUUCCCGUUCAUUUCUGGUCCAGUCAAUAUCUAAUUAAUCAAGUCAAAUCAGCCUCCACUGCAACAUUUUAGUUCCCAAAAUUUUCAUCUUCAGAUCUGCUUUCGUCCUCCACGAAUACAAUAAAAAUGAUUUCCAGCAGUAAACUCAAAUCCGUGGACUUUUACAGAAAAAUUCCGAGAGAUUUAACCGAGGCAUCACUGUCGGGUGCUGGGUUGUCCAUUGUAGCAGCCUUCUCCAUGAUCUUUUUGUUUGGAAUGGAACUGAAUGACUAUUUGACAGUGAGCACCUCUACUUCCAUUAUAGUAGACAAUAGUUCUGAUGGGGACUUCUUGCGGAUUGAUUUCAAUAUCAGUUUUCCAGCAUUGUCUUGUGAGUUCGCAUCUGUUGAUGUCAGUGAUGUCUUGGGAACGAAUAGGUUGAACAUAACAAAAACUGUCCGCAAGUAUUCAAUAGAUUCACACUUGAAUCCUACGGGCUCUGAGUUUCAGUCUGGGCCAAUCUUAGAUGCAAUUAAGCAUGAUGAGGAAAUUGAUGAAGAACACGGCGAAGGUGCUGUUUCACUAUAUGGCCGCAAUUUUGAUAGAAUUGCAAAUCAGCAUCCGAUUUUGGUUGUGAAUUUUUUCGCUCCUUGGUGCUAUUGGAGUAACCGCCUGAAACCUUCUUGGGAGAAAGCAGCCAAAAUUAUAAGAGACAGAUAUGACCCAGAGAUGGAUGGUCGCAUUCUUUUGGCAAAAGUUGAUUGCACCGAAGAAGUUGAUUUGUGUAGAAGGCAUCACAUACAAGGGUACCCAUCUAUUCGCAUCUUCCGUAAGGGGAGUGACCUUAGGGAUGAACAUGGGCAUCAUGAGCAUGAAUCAUAUUAUGGCGAUCGAGAUACUGAAAGUCUGGUCCAGACAAUGGAAACUUUGGUUGCACCUGUUUCACUGGAGUCUAAAAGACUUGCUUUAGAGGAUAAAUCUGACAAGACAAAAGAUCCAAAAAGACCUGCGCCCUCAGCGGGAGGAUGUAGAGUUGAAGGUUUUGUACGCGUUAAGAAGGUUCCUGGCAACCUCGUCAUUUCAGCUCGUUCACCUUCGCACUCCUUUGAUUUUUCUCAGAUGAACAUGUCACAUGUCAUUUCCCAUUUUUCGUUUGGGAAGAAGAUUAAUCCAAGGGAAAGAAGUGAUGUGAAGCGAUUACUACCAUAUCUUUUUAGAAGUUAUGACAGAUUGAGUGGCCUUUCAUAUAUCUCUAACCCAAGUGAUUCGAAUGAAAAUGUUACUAUUGAGCAUUAUCUACAGGUAGUGAAAACUGAAGUGAUGACAAGAUCUUAUAAAAUAGUUGAAGAGUAUGAGUACACAGCCCACAGUAGUUUGGCUCACAGCCUCGAUAUUCCAGUUGCAAAGUUUCACUUUGAGCUAUCACCCAUGCAGGUCGUAAUAACAGAAAACUCAAAGUCCUUCUCGCACUUCAUAACCAAUGUUUGUGCCAUCAUUGGUGGUGUUUUUACGGUUGCUGGAAUUUUGGAUGCAAUUCUCCACAACACGAUGAGACUGAUGAAGAAAGUUGAACUAGGAAAAAAUUUUUGAGGGGAAAACGUAAAAAUCCAUUCUAGUCACUGUAUAAAGAGCAUCAAAGCACGGCCACACGAUUUUACCCAGAUUACUUUAUCAAAUUGGGUUUAGCAGUGAGCUGCAGAAUUUUGCAGUGGAUUUUUAGUAUAGAAACCUUCUGAUGGAAUUCUAGUAUAUGUUGUAUUAGUCAGUUGUGACCUACGAUAUUUCUUCCCUAGUGUAUCCAUCAAAUGUUUUAACUCAUGCUAAGCUACUUCAGCUCAUAAGAAGUCAGAAGUUUUAAGCUUA
Molecule: messenger RNA, 1992 nt
Organism: Coffea eugenioides
Lineage: Eukaryota; Viridiplantae; Streptophyta; Magnoliopsida; Gentianales; Rubiaceae
Product: protein disulfide isomerase-like 5-4
Exons: 15
Coding region: 277-1719 (480 amino acids)
Cellular component (GO): COPII-coated ER to Golgi transport vesicle; endoplasmic reticulum
Source: RefSeq, a predicted model, not a curated record